AUAAAAUGGAGGAGACGUGGAGAAAGAGAAAGAAGCAGCGAAAAGAAGCAAACCUAACCAAACGGGCGGCAAAAGACGAGAGAUGGCUCACAGAAGGACCAAUGGAAGCAAACUCUUCAUGAUGGUGUUGUACAUGGUGGCGGCGUGCAGUGCAGUCCCCAUCAAUGAGCUGCUGGACCGAGCCUCUCAGCGCUCCGACGCACUGCACUCCCUCAGCACAACCCUCACCCAAGACCUGGACUCUCAGGUCCUUCCUUUAGGUCGGAUGAUCAUACCCCGCCCCUCAGUGUGCCACACCUCCUCUCUACAGACUCCUAACGACAAGGAACAGGCUCUUCAAGUAUCAGAGUCAGACCUGUUGUCCCUGGCUCGCUCCCUACUCCUUGCCUGGCAAGACCCCCUGGUAAUCCUGUCCACCUCUGCUAAGACCCUGCCUCACCCAGCCCAAUCCAGCAUAUCCAGCAAGCUCAGGGAGCUGCAGGAACAUUCCAAGAGCCUGGGUGACGGCCUGAAUGUCCUAUCUGACAAGAUGGGUCCAGAGGCUCAGAUCAUCUCUCUUCUGCCCUACAGAGGAGGCAGUGACAUGGGCCAGGACAAGAUUUCCAAAUUGACUAACUUCCAUUUCCUGUUGUCCUGCUUCCGCCGGGACUCCCACAAAAUUGACAGCUUCCUCAAAGUCCUACGCUGCCGGGCAGCCAAAAUGCAGCCUGAGAUGUGCUAAACAGUGAGGCAGCCAGCUUGACUCUGGGGGGGAAGAAGCUUGUAUUGUUUAAGAAACUAUAGAUCAACACGUGGUAGACGUCUGCUUUCUGAGAUAAUAUUCUAAUCUCAAAAUAGUUGCCAUUAUGAAUUAUCAGUAUUUGAAGCU
This is a messenger RNA of Scatophagus argus, 868 nucleotides long. It is a transcript of the gene prl, whose product is annotated as prolactin. NCBI's taxonomy places the organism in Eukaryota, Metazoa, Chordata, Actinopteri, Scatophagidae. The record is from RefSeq and is a predicted model, not a curated record. Gene Ontology annotation, biological process: positive regulation of cell population proliferation; response to nutrient levels; positive regulation of receptor signaling pathway via JAK-STAT. The transcript is spliced from 5 exons. Gene Ontology annotation, cellular component: extracellular region. Gene Ontology annotation, molecular function: hormone activity. The coding region runs from base 83 to 721 and encodes 212 amino acids.